AUGGCGACAGCGGAGGUGGUGGUGGCCAACGGCUCGGGCGGCGCCGACACCAAGGCCGCGUUUAAGGAGAUAUACAGCAAGCUCAAGGAGGAGAUGCUCAAGGACCCCGCCUUCGAGUUCACCGACGAGUCGCUCCAGUGGAUCGACCGCAUGGUGGAUUACAAUGUGCUUGGAGGAAAGUGCAACCGUGGGCUCUCUGUCAUCGAUAGCUACAAGAUAUUGAAGGGUGUUGAUGUUCUGAGCAAGGAGGAGACAUUUCUUGCCUGCACCCUUGGCUGGUGUAUUGAAUGGCUUCAAGCUUAUUUUCUUGUGCUUGACGAUAUUAUGGACAACUCCCAGACACGGCGUGGCCAGCCUUGCUGGUUUAGAGUGCCGCAGGUUGGCCUCAUUGCUGUAAAUGAUGGGAUUAUCCUUCGCAAUCAUAUUUCACGAAUCCUUCAACACCACUUCAAAGGAAAGCCAUAUUAUGUUGAUCUCAUUGACCUAUUCAAUGAGGUUGAGUUCAAGACAGCUUCAGGGCAAUUGUUGGAUCUUAUCACUACCCACGAGGGUGAAAAGGAUCUAACUAAAUAUAACUUGACAGUUCACCGCCGCAUCGUUCAGUACAAGACAGCUUAUUAUUCAUUCUACCUUCCUGUUGCAUGUGCAUUGUUGCUGGCUGGUGAGAACUUGGAUAACUUUGGUGAUGUAAAGAACAUUCUCGUCGAAAUGGGAACAUACUUUCAAGUUCAGGAUGAUUAUCUAGAUUGUUUUGGUGAUCCUGAAUUCAUUGGCAAGAUCGGAACUGACAUUGAAGACUACAAAUGUUCCUGGCUAGUUGUGCAAGCUCUUGAACGUGCUGAUGAGAACCAAAAGAGGAUUCUGUUUGAAAAUUAUGGAAAGUCUGAUCCAGCAUGUGUUGCAAAGGUGAAGGACUUGUACAAAGAGCUUAAACUGGAGGAGGUUUUCCAUGAGUAUGAGAGGGAGAGUUACAACAAGCUGAUUGCCGACAUCGAGGCCCAGCCGAGCAAGGCAGUCCAGACUGUUUUAAAGUCCUUCCUUCACAAGAUCUACAAGAGGGACAAGUAG
This is a messenger RNA of Miscanthus lutarioriparius, 1068 nucleotides long. NCBI's taxonomy places the organism in Eukaryota, Viridiplantae, Streptophyta, Magnoliopsida, Poales, Poaceae. The record is from the annotation of a GenBank genome assembly.